AUGCGUACCCGACAGAAACGCCUCAAUUACCGGGUUCUGAACGACGAGAGCGACGAAGAGUUUUUGCCUGACGAUCGAACCGACCAAUCAAACCAAAUAAGCGAACUACCAAAUCACAUCUCACAUACUCUUCCAGCCUGUCGAGAAAGCGUGAAGGUCCUCGACGAUAUACCGGAUUGCGAGCUACUGCCUUCUGAGUCUGUAUCACAAGUGCUCGUAUCUCAAGACAGCUCAACGGAUGUCGGUACUUCAAUCACAAGCUACGUGCCCUCUCGGUACUCUCGACGGUCGGCACCUGCUACAGAAUGGAUCUGGGGGUGCUUCGAGACGAUAGCUGUUGAAUGUCCAUGGGUGAUUAAACGGACCAAGAAGAGACGACUGGUAGACCGCAAGAUCUGCUGUUUACAUGUAGAUGAGAGAACGCAGACACGCUGUAACUGGCAUACGUCAGAUUCCCAGAGACAAAAUACUACCAGCAACAUGAGAACCCACUUGGCAAAGCAUGACAUUAAUUGCCCGACUUCCAGUACACAGCCUGCGACGAAGGGAGCAGACAUUCGCAGUUUCAUGGCUGGUCAACAGAGUCUUACGCAUCAAGAGGUCUUGGAAAGAAAUGCCAUUCGCUGGAUUGUGGCUGAUAUGAAAGCCUUCACCACUGUCGAGUCUCCAGAGUUUCAGCAAAUGUUUCGAGACAUUCCUGGGAUUGAGCCUCCUUUCACUUCUCGCCACACCGUGCGGGAUCGAAUCAUGCAAGAGUUCGCCAUACAGCGCAAAGUCCUGAAAAAUGAGCUGAAUUUGACUUGCAAGACAAUUGCCUUGUCACUGGAUAUCUGGACAAUUCAGAACCACCUUCCUAUCAUAGGGAUAAUUGGCCAUUAG
Penicillium angulare is the source of this 879-nucleotide messenger RNA. RefSeq lists its product as uncharacterized. The transcript has a single exon. The coding region runs from base 1 to 879 and encodes 292 amino acids. Lineage: Eukaryota; Fungi; Ascomycota; Eurotiomycetes; Eurotiales; Aspergillaceae. The record is from RefSeq and is a predicted model, not a curated record.